This is a messenger RNA of Scaptodrosophila lebanonensis, 1747 nucleotides long. Its product is annotated as sodium/potassium-transporting ATPase subunit beta-1. The transcript is spliced from 5 exons. The record is from RefSeq and is a predicted model, not a curated record. Gene Ontology annotation, molecular function: ATPase activator activity. NCBI's taxonomy places the organism in Eukaryota, Metazoa, Arthropoda, Insecta, Diptera, Drosophilidae. Bases 245 to 1174 code for a protein of 309 amino acids. Gene Ontology annotation, biological process: intracellular sodium ion homeostasis; potassium ion import across plasma membrane; intracellular potassium ion homeostasis. Gene Ontology annotation, cellular component: sodium:potassium-exchanging ATPase complex.
UCCUCGAGAGCGCAGCACGCAGCACGCACCACGACGCAACGUGUGAUUAACAGUUCAGUUCGAGAGUUGCCGUUGUACACCUAAGCAACAGCACCAACAACAAUUUCGCUGUUGUGUGUGUGCUUGUGCUCGUCUGUCCUUCACACCGUCCACGUCAGCAGCAGUAGCAAUAAAAUUUAAAUCGAGCAAAAAGUGUAAUUUUAGUGAAAACCUAAAACAACAGCAACAAAAAAAAACCGCCAAAAUGUCCAAGAACAAUGAAAAAGUUGCCUACGAGUUUCCACAGCCUGCAAAGAAGGUAACCCUUUCCGAGUUCAUAUAUGAUCCACAAAAUGGAACUUUUUUCGGACGUACCGGCAAAAACUGGGGUCAACUAUUCUUCUUCUACACGAUCUUCUACAUUGUUCUUGCCGCACUGUUUGCGAUCUGCAUGCAGGGUCUGUUGUCCACGAUCGAAAAUGAUAAGCCCAAAUGGCAACUGGAGAGCUCGCUGAUAGGCACAAAUCCCGGUUUAGGUUUCCGUCCGUUAAGCGAACAAACAGAGCGCGGAGGCAUUAUACAAUUUGAUGCCCGCAAAGACGCAGAAUCAGAUUACUGGAUUGAGUUAAUCAAUGAUUUUCUGGACGAUUAUAAUAAUACGGAGGGUCGCAAGGUCAAGCACUGCGACUUCAAUCAGAACCACAAGCCUACCGAUGUGUGUUUGGUGGAUGUGAACGACCUCAAGGGCUGCUCGAGGGAAAACAACUAUGGCUAUAAGACGCGCCAGCCUUGUGUUUUCCUCAAGCUAAACAAAAUCUAUGGCUGGAAUCCCGAAUAUUACGAUAGCCCCGCCAACCUGCCCAAUGACAUGCCCUCAUCACUGAAGCAGCGCAUCAAUGAGACGAACCAGUUAGAGCUGCAACAAAUCUGGGUUUCGUGCACAGGCCACUACGGCAAGGAUCAGGAGAACUUUGACGGCAUUUCUUACUAUCCACGUCAAGGCUUCCCAGCCUUCUACUAUCCCUAUCUAAAUCAGCCAGGCUAUCUGAGUCCGAUAGUUGCUGUGCAAUUCAGUCGUUUACCAAAUAACACCUUGGUGGAGGUCGAAUGUCGUGCCUGGGCCAAGAAUAUCAUAUAUAGCGGCAGGCAGCGCGAUCGUAUGGGCUCCGUCACCUUCCAGCUGAUGGUCGACUAAGGACCGAGCUCUACACUACACUGCACUACAAGAACUUGUGAUCGCAACUACAACCACCAAUCUAACUCUAUAUAUAAAUGUUUUAUAUAGCAAGUUAUAUGGCGUCGUUCAAGUGGAAGUUGUGAAGAAGACGAGAGACCAACUAACUACCAACUACCAGCUACCAACUACAAGGCGAUUAAUUCAUAAAUAGGGCUUAGGCGAAUUCAAGUGUUAAAUGUGUUGUAUAUAUUUAUAGAAAAGAGAUCAAGUGAGAAGUGAAGAGAGCAAUUAUAGGAAAGAUUUGCCCAAAAUGUUAAAACUUGAGAAGAAAAACAAUGAUAGAAAAGUUCAAAAAACCAAUAUGCGCCGCAAAAGCCACAGCUCUUGCAAUUGUUGUUAUAGCUUCAGGCUUGUUCUAUAUGCUAUAAGUUCUUAAUUUUAAUAUUUAAACAUUAUUAAUUUCUGUAAUUAUGCGAUGAUUUUCGUCACUUGUAUUUAGUUAAUUAGAAUUAUUCAAUAUCUGUUAUGAUUUACUUUGUUUUCACGUCCACUUCUAAAGAGAAUAAAUAAUCAUUUUUGUUAAACUUUAAA